UCUGUGUAGGGCUGCUGAUCAACAGGAAAUCUGAUAGACAGCUUGUUUAAGACACAACGGCAAAAACGGUUGAAGAAAAUGCUAAAAAUGCAAUAAUGCAAGUUUAACAGGUUUUGGUAAUGCGUAGGCUAAAGACGGCUUUGUGCGCGCGCUCGAGUGGAAGACUGAAAACAAGCUAUAUGGUGUGACAAGCCUGCACACGACAAACCGACCCACCGACCGACCGGCAGUGACCCCGAGCUACGGCUACCGUGACAUCACGCACCGGACCCGUGCACGCGCCACCGCGAAGAGUCCAAUCACAGCGCGCGCUCCACACCCACGCGCAUACAAACCACCGCGCCGCGAGCAGUGUUUACAGUGCAUACUCCGCCGGACUCCACAGGUGAACAGGUGUGUUAGACUUCCAGUUCCUGUCUCUGGGGACGAAUUAAGGGUCAAGAGGCUUCGCCGACCGUCUCACAGGAGAAGAGCCAAAAGAAGAGGAGGAAGUGACUUCACAACUAGGAUGAGGCUGACGCAGGAUUUGAGUCCAGCCGUGGUGCUUGUUUUCAGGCUGGUGGUUUGGCUGUAUUCCCUCAUCUCCUACCUGCCGUACCUGUUGCUGAGAUCACCUGAGUCUCAGUCGCUGUCGGAGUGCUCGCGGAGGCUGAAGGCACGGUCGGUGAGCGGAGACCCUGCAGGACCGUAUCGGGAUGUGGCGGCGCUGAAGGGGCUGGAGAUGUGUCUGCACCCCGGGAUCAACACACUGGAUCAGGUGUUCCAGUCCUCCGUCUCCCACUUUCCUAACAGUGACUGUCUGGGCACCAGAGAGUUGCUGAGCGAAGAGGACGAGACUCAAGAGGAUGGAAAAGUCUUUAAGAAGGUGAUUCUGGGAGAGUAUCGCUGGAUGUCAUAUGAGCAGGUUUUUAAAGAAGUGAAUGCUUUUGGAAGCGGUUUGGCUGCUCUUGGACAGAAACCAAUGAAAAACAUUGCCAUCUUCUGCGAGACGAGAGCUGAGUGGAUCAUAGCAGCGCAGGCCUGCUUCAUGUACAACUUCCCACUGGUAACACUUUACUCUACUCUGGGUGGUCCUGCUAUUGCUCAUGGGCUCAAUGAAGCCGAAGUUUCUCACAUCAUCACCAGCAAGGAUCUUCUGGAAACCAAACUCAAGAGCAUUUUCAUCGAGGUGCCCAGAUUGUGCCACGUCAUCGUGGUUGACGAUAAGCUCAGCACCAGCUCUGAAUACCCACGAGGCAUCAGCAUCCACAGCAUGGCGUCGGUGAAAGAACUUGGGGCUCGUCCUGAGAAUGCGUCAAAGCCGAAAAAUCCUCCAUGCUCCUCUGAUGUGGCUGUGAUCAUGUACACCAGCGGAUCCACUGGAGUGCCGAAAGGAGUCAUGAUCUCUCACAGUAACAUCAUCUCUGGGAUCACCGGAAUGACACACAGGAUUCCCAAGCUCGUUGAGGAUGACACAUAUAUUGGCUAUCUUCCACUGGCUCAUGUGCUGGAGUUGAGCGCUGAGAUGGUGUGUUUGGCUCACGGCUGUAGAAUCGGCUACUCUUCACCACAAACACUCUCAGAUCAGUCGACCAAGAUCAAGAAGGGAAGCAGAGGAGACAUCAGCGUCCUGCGGCCCACUUUGAUGGCAGCAGUACCAGAAAUAAUGGAUCGCAUCUACAAGAAUGUGAUGCUGAGGGUGGAGCAAAUGAGUGGAUUUCAGAGGACUCUCUUUCUGCUGGCCUACAACUACAAGAUGGAGCAGCUGGCAAUGGGAUACAGCACUCCACUGUGUGAUAAGCUGGUGUUCAGGAAGGUUCGGGCUCUGCUGGGUGGGCGUCUGCGUGUGUUGUUGUCAGGCGGAGCUCCUCUGUCUGCGGCGACCCAGCGCUUCAUGAACAUCUGCUUCUGCUGUCCUGUAGGUCAGGGCUACGGCCUCACCGAGACCUGCGGCGCAGGCACCAUCAGCCAUCUGUGGGAUUACAGUACAGGGAGAGUUGGAGCACCGCUGGUCUGCUGUGAACUUCAGCUGAAGGACUGGAUAGAGGGUGGAUAUCACAGCACAGACCUGCCCUGUCCACGAGGAGAGAUCCUGGUCGGUGGGCCCAGUAUAACCAUGGGCUACUACAAGAACACACACAAAACCAGUGAGGACUUCUUUGUGGACAAGAAAGGCCAGCGAUGGUUCUGCACCGGAGACAUUGGCGAAAUUCAUGGAGACGGCUGCCUGAAGAUCAUUGACCGUAAGAAAGACCUUGUGAAGCUGCAGGCAGGAGAAUACGUGUCUCUGGGAAAAGUGGAGGCGGCCCUGAAGAACUGCCCACUGGUGGACAACAUCUGCGCCUAUGCAAACAGUGACGAGUCUUACGUGAUUGGCUUUGUGGUGCCCAAUCAGAAGCAGCUCCUGGCUCUGGCGGAGAGGAAACGUGUCAGAGGUUUGUGGGAGGAGCUUUGCAACAACCCUGUCAUCGAGGAGGCGGUGCUUACAGUCCUGACAGAAGCAGCACUGACAGCCCAGCUAGAAAGAUUCGAGAUUCCCCGGAAGAUCCGCUUGAGCGUUGAGCCCUGGACCCCAGACACCGGCCUGGUUACAGACUCUUUCAAACUCAAGAGAAAGGAGCUAAAAACUCACUACCAGAACGACAUCGAGAGGAUGUACGGAGCCAAGUAAGAGGCAAAUCACGGGACAGGAAGGCAAGAAAAAGUAACUGAUCUCAUUACAGCAACAUCCAAUCAGGAUGGAGAUUUCCAGUGGACGCUGCAGACCUGAACACUGAUCAUUUGGAGAUGUUUACACACAACUGAGUGGUGUUUUUGUGUGAUAUCAGAAAAUGGUACUAAAACACUAAAGCAGUACUUAAAGGAAUAGUUCACCCCAAAAUGACUCUCAUUUAAGGCAUCUGUAAACAGUUGAAGUCAAAAUUAUUAGCCCUCCAGUCAAUUCUUUUUC
Molecule: messenger RNA, 2929 nt
Organism: Danio rerio (zebrafish)
Lineage: Eukaryota; Metazoa; Chordata; Actinopteri; Cypriniformes; Danionidae
Source: RefSeq, a predicted model, not a curated record